UUGGUCCCCUCCUAGAGCAGGAAGGGCAGGGAUAAAGGCAUUCUCAAAGCCUUUGAUUUUCUCUUUCUGUUUUCCCAUUCCAAUAAGAACCAACACAGAAACUCAUCAGCUACCUUAGCAUACCCUUCUGAAAUGAAGUGCAAGGUGUGGCUGUGUUUGGUGGUCUUGGCCAUGGCAUUGGCCGUGGUGGCUGAAGCUUCCAAAGUUCAUGAAUUUGGCUUCCCUGGAGUUGGUAUGGAUCUCGUUGGAGACGACAAUGAGAUGCUGCUAGAUUCUGAGUCAAACCGUCGCACACUGAAUUCACGAGCACAAUACAUUAGCUAUGGUGCUCUCAAUGCCAACCAGAUCCCAUGUGGUAACCGCGGAGCCUCCUACUACAAUUGCCAGGACAGGACUCGUGCCAACCCUUACACUCGUGGUUGCUCCCAAAUCACGCAUUGUGCUAGAGACACCAGUUAAAUCAAAUCCACACACCAACAUAUACUAAUAUAUAACUAAUAAUAAUAUAUAUCUAUCUAUUAUCUACGAUUAUGUCAUAAUAAAUUAUGUGUCUGGCUUUUGUUCUAUUCUUCAAUGACUAUAGGUCUCCAUUUUCGACACCUUAUAUUGUAUUUUCCAGGGAGGUUGAUCAUGUAAUUCUGAGUGUCUGCGAUCGAUGAUAUUCUAACGUCGAUGGUAAUGGAAUGAUGUGAUUGGUUCCUCUCUCUAUAUGUAUUCUUGCUAUGCAACUUGUGUAAUCUUCUUUCAA
Messenger RNA from Vigna angularis (adzuki bean), 748 nucleotides. RefSeq names its product protein RALF-like 19. NCBI's taxonomy places the organism in Eukaryota, Viridiplantae, Streptophyta, Magnoliopsida, Fabales, Fabaceae. The record is from RefSeq and is a predicted model, not a curated record. The transcript has a single exon. The coding region runs from base 133 to 459 and encodes 108 amino acids.